UUCUGUCUCAACAUAAUGUCAAUGAAGCUGAUAUUGGGGUUAUAAUUAAGGCGAAUACGGUAACAGAAUCAGAAGCGCCACCCCAACCUAAUCGUGCUCCGCUAAAAUGGGGACAUUAUUUAAUGGGACCUUGUUUAACGAUACACUUGUAUUCAUACCUUUAUUGUAAUAUGGUAAUCGCUCAAUAUGUGUACUCGUAUCUUGCCAAACAGAAAUAUCCUGACACGUCAUUUCUUAGCAACAAUGGCGACUCACAAUGUUACACCAACAAGACCUCUCCUGCCUACAUUGAGCGGACAGAUGCGCAAACAAUGGCUAGUGAUUGGCUCAUGUUGUCAUCAGUGUUUGCUUGUGCACCUGGCAUUGUAACAGACGUUGUUAUGGGAUCGUUAAGCGACAAACACGGAAGAAAGCAUUUCGUUGUCAUUUCCCUCAUUGGAACUUUCCUGAAAACUCUCCUGAUCGCAAUGGGAAUGAGCACGGACAUCAGUGUAACGUAUUUCUUCCUGUUUAUUGGAAUCGAGGGAUUGACAGGGGGAUGGUGUUUCGUAUUAUCUAUAGCUUAUGCCUAUGUGUCCGAUCUGACCGCCAGCAACAACACACGCACCUUCGCCAAUACACUCGUUGAGAUUUUCGUCGGGUUUGGUUUGGUAUUGUCUGGCGUCACUGCCGGAUAUUUGAUCAAAAACGUCGGUUUUGUUUAUUCAAUGAUUGUUAUAUCAGCCCUUAAUGCGUUAAAUCUGAUAAUGAUAUUACUUUUCCUCCCAGAAUCUUUAGAUAAAUCCAAACGCCAAACAACUGACAUGUUGCAUUUGUUCAAAAGCGCGUUUGCAUUCUACACACGCGACACAUCAACAGACGGGAAGCGGUGGAAGUACAUCCUACUCAUGCUUAGUUAUAUAGGGUUGACAAUGUCUAUUGUUGGCAGACAAAGCAUAGAACAGCUGUACCAGCUCAAUGUGCCAUUUUGCUGGAACUCUGUGAAAAUAGGAUGGUACUCAAGUAUAAAUGACGUAGUACGCAAUGUCAUUGGCCUUUGCUCUAUCAAAUGUCUCCAAUCCUGCCUUUUUGAUGAAAUCAUUGUUAUAGUCAGCGGUUUAUCAAGUGUAUUUGCAUAUACCCUAGAGGCCCUGGCAGUCAACGACGUUAUGCUGAUGAUUGUGCCCGUUGUUGGAAUAUUCAGUAUACUGGCCAGUCCUGUGAUCCGGUCGAUAAUGUCAAAAAUGACAUCUCCAGACAAACAAGGUGCGUUAUUUGCCGGGGUUGCGGUGAUGCAGUCUGUGUGUACAGUGUUGUCGGAAGUGACGUCAAAGUCUACAUACACGGCAACUGUGGACAGCUUCCGGGGGUCUGUGUUCCUGGUAUUUGGAGGAUUCAGCGUAUUUUUGCUCGUCACUUUUAUAAUUUUCAUCAUUGCAUCAAAAUUAUCAAAGAAAAGAAGUAUCAGAAUGCAACGAAAGGCCAUUUAUCCUGGCGAAACAUGACCAGCCGUCCCGAGAGCUCGUAAUGACGAUGAUUGCGGAAACCGUCGGCACUUUCCGUAACCGC
This is a messenger RNA of Mizuhopecten yessoensis (Yesso scallop), 1548 nucleotides long. Its product is annotated as solute carrier family 46 member 3-like. NCBI's taxonomy places the organism in Eukaryota, Metazoa, Mollusca, Bivalvia, Pectinida, Pectinidae. The record is from RefSeq and is a predicted model, not a curated record. Gene Ontology annotation, cellular component: membrane. Gene Ontology annotation, biological process: transmembrane transport. Gene Ontology annotation, molecular function: transmembrane transporter activity. The transcript is spliced from 4 exons. The coding region runs from base 123 to 1484 and encodes 453 amino acids.